Messenger RNA from Mya arenaria, 3132 nucleotides. RefSeq names its product putative nuclease HARBI1. The record is from RefSeq and is a predicted model, not a curated record. Lineage: Eukaryota; Metazoa; Mollusca; Bivalvia; Myida; Myidae. The transcript has 5 exons. Bases 227 to 1261 code for a protein of 344 amino acids.
CGGAGUUUAUAUGAGAUUGAGCACCAAAGGGAUUUUUUUCCUGGGGCCGUGAUUACGAACGGUCUCAAGUCUGAGUCUGGACUCACACUCACUUAUUACAGACUCUAUUUUUUAACGGUGUUUACAAAGAGACUCAGACUCAGACUCUGACUCAAAUCAUUGAGACUGAGUCUGAAAACGUGAGUCUACUACGUAGCUGUCUCACGUGAAGUAAAUCUCAACUGUCAUGGCGGACAGACAACUUGACAGAUAUUACCGGUAUCGUAGAUUUAGGUUGCCUCGUCGACCGCGUGUAUUUACCGACAGAAACAACCCUUUAGAGAUUUUAGAUGUAGAGAGUGUCCGGAAAAGAUAUAGAUUUUUUCCGGACUCAAUCAUGAUAUUAGUUGGAAUCGUGGAGCCAACGAUCGGUACAGCGACGAUGAGGAGCAACCCGCGCCCCCCUCUCCUGACGGUAUUGUGCUGCCUUCAGUUUUUUGCAACCGGAGCGCAUCACAUCGUAAUUGCACAGGCUCAUGGCGUGUCCAGGUCGGCUGUCGGCAAGGCAAUUCAUGCCGUAUCUGUUAUCCUUGCAGGACUGUUAAACAGAUACGUUAAAUUUCCAACGGGGUUGGAAAUUGAAAGUGUAAAACGAAAGUUUUACAGUGUCGCCGGUUUCCCAAAUGUAGUUGGAGCAGUUGAUGGCACUCAUGUCAAGAUACAGGCACCACCAGACAACGAGGCAGAUUAUGUGAAUAGAAAGGGCUAUCAUUCCCUGAAUGUACAGAUGGUAUGUGAUGCAAAUUACAGGAUAACUGAUGUUAUUGCUAAAUGGCCGGGAUCUGUGCAUGACAGUCGAAUGUUCUCGGAGGGGAUCUUGUGCCAGAAGUUGGAGACUGGACAAAUUGAUGGACUGCUGCUUGGGGACAGUGGGUACCCAUGUCGAAAAUACCUCAUGACGCCCUAUGCGAAUCCUAGAAAUCUGUCGGAGGAAAGAUUCAACACAGCUUUGUGCCGCACCAGAGUGCUCAUAGAACAAACAUUUGGAAUGCUGAAGAGGCGCUUCGCAGUACUGAAAUACGGAAUAAGAAUGACACCAGACAGAGCGGCUGUUUAUGUUGCCUCAUGUGCAAUGUUGCACAACUUUGGUUUUGAGUAUGGAGAUGUGUAUGGACGCCAAACAUACGAGGAUGAUGACAUGCCACAAGUGGACAACCAAGGUGUUGAUGUUAAUGGGCGGACCCAAAGGGAUUAUAUUACCCAAAGGCACUUUGCUGUUUGAACAAUAACCCUGUCAAUCAUUUGUCAUUGUUGUACGUGUAUAUUUUCAUAUUUCAGUUAAACAGUUACUAACUAUUUAAGAAAUAAGCAGAAAACAUCUAAUUUUUAUAAACUUAAAUAUAAGAUUCUGCGAUCUAAUUUUUGUCAGCAUUCUUACAUAACUUGUUUCCAUGGAUUUUCAAAAAUUGGCUCGUUACAAGAUAAAAAAUAAUAGUUUUCAAAACGUUCAAUCUGUGAGAGUGCAGCUUUAAUAUCUUUGAUAAUACCAAUUAUUGAAUGUAAUAUGCAAGGCUACUUAACAGGGAUAUGCAUUGAAGACAACAGGUUCCUUUAAGACAUUAACUGGCUAUAUUUAUCUAUAGAUGAAUUGAAAAAAAACAAAAAACUUUUAUACUUUAUGUAGCUGUAAGUCCAUGUUUAACAUGUUUAACAAUAGGAGAAACUACAUAAAACAUGUGCUAUACAUUUAAUGGCAAAAGUGUAAGUUGUGGAUAUCACUUUGAAAAUCUGUCAACGAUUGUAUUUCUUAUUCAUUAACACAUAAAUAAAUGUCAGUUUAACAAACAAUUCAUUAUAACUAUGUAACUUUACCAAAUGGAAGACUGAUAAUAACACAACAUUAACAAUCAGAUAUUACAGUAAAGUGAGGUUCCAUAAUGAAAUGAAAUGAAAAACAAUAUUAUACAAUUAUGUUAUCUGAAUUGUUACAGAUUGUUUUUGAUUUUUUAUGCUCUUUUGCAAUAGUUUAUAAGCAAUAAGGGAUAUUUUCAACUUCAUUUAAACAGUAACAUUCAGUUUCAUGGUGUGUAUUGAGUAAAGAAUGUAUACUGUUUAUGUCAUAUCACAAUUCUGUUAUUGAUUUGUAAAAGAUAUUGACCAGCAUUAUUUCUCAUCUUUGUUUUUGUAUUAAAUGGUUUGCUUAACACAAUAUUGAUUUUAUCAAAAUUUGCUCUGCUCACUUUUAAUGUAACAGUAAUUUUGCACAUUUUGUUCAUCAUAAUGCAUGAGUGUAAUUCUUUCUGAAACUGUUGCAUGAGUCCACUGGGUCAAAUUUACACAAUUUUUCAUCAGUUGUUUUUGAGUUGUAUUGAACAAAGUAAAACUUCAUGAAAUUAUUGUAAGAUAUGAUAUAUCAACAGUAAUACCCCAUAUAAUACCAAUGACUAAAAUAACCUAGACAUUCAAGUUGAAACAAUAAAUGUAUUACAAUUUAAUAAAUAAAUGUAGACUUAUUCCUAUUACACAAAUAAGAUUUUUUGAUUGUAAAUACUUUCCAUCAAAAUGAUUUUAGAUACAUCAUCAGAGAAAAUACUUCUACAUACUUAAUAAUAAAGGAUAAUUUCCAUCUCAAUAACACAUGUUGUAUAUGUUGAAGAACAAAUGAGUAGCUCAAAUUGAUAUUAUGGUAAAUGAUUGGUGAAUGCUAAAAUAUUUACUAUGGUCUACUUAAGUCUUAGUAUGAAGAAAUAACUUGUUAAAUGAAAAUGAUUUUAGAUACAUCAUCAGAGAAAAUACUUCUACAUACUUAAUAAUAAAGGAUAAUUUCCAUCUCAAUAACACAUGUUGUAUAUGUUGAAGAACAAAUGAGUAGCUUGUUAAAUGUUUCAUUUCUUUCAAAUUAAACUCAGUAUCUUUCAUUAAAUAAAUUAUUUUAGACAUCUAUUCAUCCUUUUUGGAAUAUUAAAACAAUAUCAUGGAGUGUGGUAAAUAUUAUCUAGGAGUAAGAGUGGAUCUUUAAAGCUGCACUGUCACAGUUUGAACAAGUUUUUUUUAUUUUUUAUCUUGGAACGAGCCAAUUUUUGUGAAAAUCCAAGGGAACCAGUUAUGUGAGAUUCAUGACAAAAAUUAGUUCCCAUAUUUUUAUAAUCAAGU